Messenger RNA from Closterium sp. NIES-65, 4719 nucleotides. Lineage: Eukaryota; Viridiplantae; Streptophyta; Zygnematophyceae; Desmidiales; Closteriaceae. The record is from the annotation of a GenBank genome assembly.
AUGAUCUUUGGUCGCAUAGGAUCGCACGGCGACACCUUCUCCCACGCGGUUACUUGUAAGCGAUGGCUCGAAAUCGCGCGUCCCGCUCAAACCGCCCUCUGCAUUCGCGAAACCCGCGAAGCGUCCUCCCGAGAGCUCGCGAACGCCAUCGCGCAGUUUCGCAACCUUUCGCGCGUUCAUCUCCCCAACUGCAGCGUCGACAGAGUGGACGACGAUCUCCUCGACGGAAUCGCCGCGUCAUGCGGAGCGACUCUCAUUUCUUUCCGCUUCGGAACGGUGCGUCCCUUAACAAUGCAAGGCGCCUUCAACCGCCGCCAUGUGUACGACACUCAGGCAGCACCGCGUGAGCGUGUCGUGCAAGAAGGACAAGAACUCCCAGGACGGCUAGAAGCGGGAGAAGCGGCGGGAGAAGCGGAAGAGUCGACGACAGAAGCAGCUACCUACUCCGAAAUCACCGAAGGGGGUUUGGAUAGACUUUUUCGGGCCUGCCCGCAGUUAGAAGAAUUCGGUCUGCACUGCGCGCCGAAUCUCUCCCUUCGACCAGCGUCAUUUCUCGAGCUCGCGCGGAUCAGCGGGGGACCGUUGGAUGCCGAUUCGGUUUACAAAUGGAGCAUUCCGAACGACGCCAGCGCGCCGCCGAGCCUCCAGUUUCCAAAGCUGCUGGCUCCGAGCCUGACCGCGCUGCCAGAUAGCCUGGGGGAGCUGACGAACCUGCGCGAUCUUCAGAUUGGCUGCAGCGCGUUGCGAUUGCUGCCCGAGACUCUCGGGCAGCUUUCACGGCUGACGCGGCUGCACGUGACUGACUGCGGGCUUGCGCAGCUGCCCGAUUCUUUGUGCAACCUGCCCGCGCUCUCCUCUCUCUCCAUCACUUACUGCAUACGAAUCAGCCGGCUGCCCGCGAAUCUCGGGCAGCUUUCAUUCUUACGGUCCCUGCAGCUGCACAGCGUGUUUAGUCUAGAGACGUUGCCCGAAUCUCUCGGGCAGCUGCCGAAUCUUGAAGCGUUGCGACUCCAUGGAUGCAAACGGCUAACUGAGUUACCCUCCUCGGUCUAUCAACUAACGCGGCUCCAGCUGCUGAGUAUUAGAGACUGCCCGCGAAUUGUCAGCCUCCCUGAUGAUAUGGGUUUCCUUAGCCGGCUCGAGUCGCUGGAGAUUAACACGUGCGAGUCACUGAUUGGCCUCCCGCCCUCGUUUAUCCACCUCAUCAGCCUCCAGUCUCUUGAGGUUUGCUUCUGCAAGAGUUUCGCUUCAAUUCCCGCGGAUUUCGGGCAGCUGCCGAGCCUCCGCACCCUCAAGAUCUCCUCCAUUUCCUGUCUAGCCCACCUGCCCGAAUCCAUGGGACAGCUGUCUUCUCUGAAACACCUGGAGCUGUCCCAUUGGCCGCUUCUCCGCGCUCUGCCUUUCGCCCUGUUCGCGCUGAAGUCACUCGAAUGCCUGGCGGUCACCAGCUGCCGUCAUCUCUCAUCCCUUCCUGUGGGCAUCACACAGCUGAUGUCACUGAAGCUGCUGAAUUUGUCUGGUUCUGCUGCUCUUUCCGCACUGCCAGAGUUCCUCUGCCGGCUCAGCAGCCUGGAGCAGAUCCUCUUGACUGAUUGCUUUCGUUUGGUGCGGCUGCCCGAGAAUCUCGGGCAGCUGAUGAAUCUUCGACUGCUAGACCUGGAUGGAUGCGACAGCUUGCAGCGUCUGCCCGACUCGCUUUUGUCCAUAGAUGGACUGCAGAUAAGAGCUAGACUGGUGUUACGAAGAAUGGUCGCAACAAAAGCUGGUGUCGGGUUGGAUUGUGAUACGUACAGUAAAGGAGGAGCCUCUGAGUUAGAAGAUCAUGACAACCUAGAGACUUUGCAGGAUAUACACGAGUCGCACCAGAGGACAGGUGGAGACGUGCCAUUGGUGGAAAGGGGAGUGGGGUUGGAAUCAGAAGGUGAAAAGAGAGUAGGGGAGGAGGGUUGGAAUGGUGAGGAUGAGUGGGAUGGUGACUGGGAGUGGUUGCAGGAGGAGAGGGCUCGGAGGGAGUGGCAUGUGCGGUCACAGCGCUGUGCACUUGCAACGAUUGACGAUACCGCCACUAGCGUUGCUUCCGGCGUUUCCGAUGGCAGCGUGGCACCGCGGCUGAGGCGACGACGAGUAUGCUGGACGUCGUCAGGAGGUUGCGCCACGUGUCUGCGCGGGCAGCGCUGCUCCUUCCGCGUGUCCGUGCGCGCGCCCGCGCGAUGGGCGCACGUGCUGGAGGCGGACAAGGAGAGCUGGUGGAAGCGCGACUUAGCUCUGACUUUAAGAGGCAUCGCGCUAGCUCACGGGGACAUUAGGUAUUCCCAACAUCCGUUUUGCACCCACCGCCUUCCUCCCUCGCUUGCGUCUCUUUUUGUCGCCCCCAUUCUUUCCCCCUUUACUUCCCCCUGCUUCCCCCAUGCGUCCCCCAUAUUUCCCCAAUCCUCCUCCUCCCCAGGGCGACGCUCCACGUGGGGUGCGCCAAUCUCGACUUCUCUGCCUCCUUUGAGCACGCACCAGCACAGCAGCCUCCCUUGCUUCCCCCACUUCCCCUACCUCCCCCCCAUCCCGCAGGGCAACGUUGCACAAGUUCUCAACGAGAGGGGCAUUCGGGAGAUCUGCAUUGUGGGGGACAGUCACCAGCACUUUCCCCCUCCCCCUCCCCAUGCCCAUCCCCCUCCCAAUGCCCCUCCCCCUCCCCACGCCCCUCCCCCUCUCCAUGCCCCUCCCCCUCUCCAUGCCCUUCCCCCUCCCCAUGCCCCUCCCCCUCCCCAUGCCCCUCCCCCUCCCCCACUCGCCCGCUCCCAUAGGUGGGCUUUCUACCGCUGCACAGCCCCGGAGGUUCCCCCAUCCGAGUGGAUUGCCGCGUUGCACGAGAGGGGCAUUCGGGAGAUCAGCAUAGUGGGGGACAGCCACCAGCGGUUUCUAGCUGCGCACCUGCACUUCCUGCUCACGGCUCAGGCGGACAAGGAUGUGAAGCGGUGGCAGGAUAAUCUGUCCCCGCCUCUCCCCUUCCUUCCCCGUGGUCCCCCUGUUCUUCCCAAGAAUCUAGGCAUCACCACCCAUUGGCCCUUUGUCACCCCCAACCCCCUCCCCUCCCCUCCCCUCCACUUUAUCUUUAUCCCACACCCCAAUCCCCUCCAACACUCCUCCAGCCAUCGGGGUGUCACAACCAACGGAUUUCAGCAAUUCCCCUCCUGCUCCGCCAACCCUCCUAUUCCACCCUCAACUUUCUCCUCCAAACCCCCCUCCAUUCCUUCCUCCAAUCCCCCCUCCAAUCCCCCCUCCAAUCCCCCCAGCCAUCGGGGAGUCACCACCAACCGAUCGGAGGAAUUCCCUGAGAUCUCCCCCACGGCUGACGUCACGCUGUUUGAAGGAGGCUACUGGGCAGCUUCCUUCUGCCGCCAGCCCCUCAAGGCGCUCCGAGUGCACCUCGAGGAGUUUGCCCGCUGGGCGCUUGCCGCCGCGCCCGCUAAAGGCCGGGUUAUUUUCCGAACUAUCCCAUCUUUUCCGGUGGCGGGGGACCGGUGUAACGCGUGGUAUCCCGGGCCGAGUUCGAACCGGGUGGUUAUGGCGAUUAAUGUUUUGCUGAAGCAGAUAGUGCAGGGGAGAGGCGUGGAGGGAGAACAGAGAGGAGUGGGGGAGGCGGGGAAUGUUGUUGAGAGAUUAGGGGCAUGGUGGCGAGGAGGGAUACGAGGUCGAGAUGUUGGCGGGGAAGGAAGGAGAAGUGGAGGAGGGAUAGAAAAGCUGGUGUAUCUUGAUUCGAGCCUGCAGGUGCUACCGCGGGACUCUGAAGAAGAGGGGGAAAACGCGGAGAGAGCAGGAGCAGAUAGCAACGGAGAAGCAGAGAGCAACGGAGCAGCGGAGAGCAACGGAGCAGCGGAGAGCAAAGGAGCUGCGACGGAUAUUGAAGAGGCGGACGAGAUUGCUGCAGCUGGUGGUGCUGACGGUGGUGCUGGUGAUGGUGCUGGUGCUGGUGCUGGUGCUGGUGCUGGUGCUGGUGCUGGUGCUGGUGCUGGUGCUGGUGAUGGUGCUGGUGCUGGUGCUGGUGCUGGUGCUGGUGCUGGUGCUGGUGCUGGUGCUGGUGCUGGUGCUGGUGAUGGUGCUGGUGAUGGUGUUAGUGGUGGUGGUAAGUCCUACUCAGAAAAGCGGCCACCACCACCAUCACCACGAGCAGCCGCAGAAGCGCCAUCUGCUGAGCUGGCAGCAUUGCCUGCAGGGGCAGCAACAGUGCUGGACACGUGGCAGGUGGACGCACCUCGGUAUGCGGACACAGCAGUGCCCAACGACCAUCAUUACUCCAUGGUGCAACCCACAGACGGAGGCACAGUUGUGGUCGGGGAGUGCACUCUAGCUGCUUGCCUCGUGGAGGGAGGGAGAGACGGAGAAGGAGGGAGACGAAGGGGGGAGGGAGGGAAGGAGGAAGCGAGGGAGGAAGGGAGAGAUGGAGGGAGGGAGGGAGGGAGGGAGGGAGGGAGAGACGGAGAAAGGGAGAGGUGGAAGGAGGGGGAGAGACGGAGAAAGGGAGAGAUGGAAGGAGGGAGGGAGGGAGAGACGGAGAAAGGGAGAGAUGGAAGGAGGGAGGGAGGGAGAGACGGAGAAAAGGAGAGAUGGAAGGAGGGAGGGAGGGAGGAAGGGCAGGUGGAUGCCCCUCGGUAUGCGCGCCUUCAUUCACUACCUGCUCCAUGUGCUUCCCCCACUCCAUGCGAGUGCAUUCUAGACGACUUUUGA